Molecule: messenger RNA, 2209 nt
Organism: Erpetoichthys calabaricus (reedfish)
Lineage: Eukaryota; Metazoa; Chordata; Cladistia; Polypteriformes; Polypteridae
Product: protein CutA homolog
Exons: 2
Coding region: 696-1802 (368 amino acids)
Biological process (GO): response to metal ion
Cellular component (GO): nucleus
Molecular function (GO): copper ion binding; DNA binding
Source: RefSeq, a predicted model, not a curated record
CUUUACGGCAACACCGAGGUAGGCGGGGCUAGGAAGGGACGUGAAGGAGCGCCAUCACGGACCGCUGCACGCUGCAGACAGUGCGAUUGUAAUCAUGACUAGAAAGAGGCACGUGGAUGCGAAGAGGGUACGGCCGAUGCGGAAACGCACGAGAAUUGAUUUAGAGAAGAAAAUGAAAAUGAUAACCAAAUUCGAAGAUGGACAAAAGUUGACGGCGGUAGCGCGAGAAUUCGGUCUGGCAGUAUCAACAGUGUGUACGAUUGUAAAGGAUGCCGCCCGUAUUAAAGAACACGUGAAAGGAUCUGCUCCUUUAAGAUCAACAGUAAUAACCAGACAACGUUCUGGUGCUAUUUAUGAAAUGGAAAAAAUAUUAAUAAGCUGGAUAGAAGACCAAAACCAAAAAAACCUUCCAUUAAGUCCCGUGAUUAUUCAGACAAAAGCCAGAAGUCUUUAUGAAGAGAUAAAGGGAACAUUUUCCGAUGGUUCUCAUUCAUUUUUGGCAAGCAGUGGUUGGUUUCAUCGUUUUAAGAAUCGUGCUGGUCUUCAUAACAUGAAAGCGUCUUGUGAUGCUGCUAGUGGUGAUACAGCCGAAGCUGAAACGUUUUCCGACGUGUUAAAAGAAAUAAUCCGAGAAGGAGGUUAUUUGCAGCAACAAAUUUUCAAAUGUUGAUGAAACUGGAUUGUUUUGGAAAAAAAUGCCAUCUCGCACUUAUAUUUCUGCAGAAGAAAGAAUAAUCCCAGGAUUCAAAGAUGGAAAAGACAAACUGACUGUUUUGCUGGGAUGUAAUGCUUCGGGUUGCUGUAAGCUUAAACCACUGAUUGUCUAUCAUUCGGAAAAUCCACGCACAUUGAAGGGCAUAAGUAAGGCAACUCUUCCCGUUUAUUAUCGUUCAAAUCCAAAGACAUGGGUUACUGUUGACAUUUUUGAGGACUGGUUUGUUAACUGUUUCAUCCCUGAAGUUGAGAAAUAUUGUAGAGAAAAUGGCAUUCCAUUCAAGAUUUUGCUUAUUCUUGAUAAUGCACCUGGUCACCCUGCUCAUUUGGAUGAUUUUCAUCCAAAUGUUAAAGUGUUGUUCCUUCCACCGAGCACCACUUCACUCGUCCAGCCGAUGGAGCAGGGUCUGACUGAAAACUUCAAGGCAUAUUAUCUGCGCACAACUUUUGCGCAGGCAGUGGCUGCUAUUGACAGAAAUCCCAAUCUGUCAGUCAGAGAAUUUUGGCAAUCCUACAGUCUUUACCAUGGCAUUCUGAACAUUGCAAAGGCCUGGCAAGAGCUUUCCCCAAACUGCUGUGUUGCCGUUUGGAAAAGAAUGUGCCCACAGUUUAUGCGUGGCUUCAAAGGUUUUGAAAAGGAUGAGACGUAUGAGGGAGUGGCAGACAAAAUUGUAAAGCUUGCUGAGGAAUUGGAUUUAGAAGUUGAUAAAAAUGAUGUUGAAGAACUGAUUGAAUCACAUGGAGAGGAAUUAACAGACGAAGACCUCCUUGAACUGGAAGCAGCAAAAGAUGCAGCCGACGUUCAAGCUGUGGCGUUGGAAGAACCAGAAGAGAAGCCGAAAUGUUUCAUAGCUGAAGAAAUGUCAAUUGCAUUUCGCGAGAUUGCAUCAGGAAUGGCCCGAUUAGAAAAAAUGGAUCCCAAUGCCUCGCGAUUCUUGAAAGUCCAGAGGGGGGUGGAUGAGUCAUUAGCCUGUUAUCGAGAGAUUUAUGAGGAGAAGAAAAGGGCAAUUACCCUAAACAGCAGGAUAAGCAUACAAAAUGUAUGGACAAAGUCGGAAGAUUUUGAAUUGACUGUGUCUGAAAAGUAAAACUGAUCACUCCGAAGAAUCUGCGUUAGUAACACCGCUAAAGAAGACUCAUUUAGAAAAUAAUAAAUGAAUUAAUAUGGGGAUAUCUGAUUUUGAAAUACGCGAGUGAAAAGGUACAUUCUCAGCUGUGAUGUGAACCUUUUUAGCAGAUGGGAGUUUCGGUUAGAAUCCCACAUAAUGUCACAGAUUCUAUAUGGCAAGCAGCAGCAACAAUUAUGUGGAGUUAGAAUUUAUGGCUUUGUAAAUCUGCACCAAAACUUUGAAGAUGACUUAAAUCAGUGUAGUCUAGCUAAUUUUGUUUUAUUCGUGAUUUCUUCAUCAGCCUUAUGAACCUGUUGUAUAUGGAUGAUCACGUAUAUUUGUCAGAUAACAACACAUUCAUAUUGGAAAUGGUAUCAGAGGCUCGA